AUGAUGUUUCCUCUAUCUAUAUCGAUUGUAACGACCAUUGCUGCCCCCUUUUCCCAUCUCCUCCUAUCGGUAGUCUCGGCAAAUGCAGAAACAUAUAUUUCGCGAGUCCAGGAUAUACCUAAAUUUGGAUUGGGCACUUGGCUCGCUGACAGAGAAAAGGUUGCCCAUGCUGUUCAAUAUGCCUUAGAUUCAGGAUAUACUCAUAUAGAUGCCGCUCUCAUCUAUCGAAAUGAAGACAAAACUGGCAAUGGAAUAGCUUGGGCAGGUGUUUCUCGAGAAGACAUUUGGGUGACAAGCAAGCUGUGGAAUGAACAUCACCGCCCUGAACGAGUACGAGAAGCAAUCCAACAAUCAAUAUCAGACCUCGGCGUGGGAUAUUUAGAUCUCUACCUCAUACACUGGCCGGUCGCUUUUGUUCCCGGCGAGGGAACUAAGAUAGACAAAAAAACAUCUAUCUUCGACACAUGGCGGGCCAUGGAAGACCUUGUCAGAGCCAACUUGACUAGGAAAAUCGGCAUUUCCAAUUUCGCCAAGAAGGACGUCGAGGAUAUUCUAGAUAUAUGCACAAUAUGCCCAUACGCCCAUGAAUUUGAGACGCAUCCUUACCUACAGCAGCAAGAUUUCGUUGAUUUCCACAAAGAGGUCGGCAUCAAGGUCAUUGCAUACUCACCACUUGCGGAUACGAAUCCACACUACAAUAGCAGUGUCGGGCCCAUCCUGAAAGACCCGUUCUGGAAAUUCAUAGCUGGGAAGAAGGAAGCAACCGUGCCCCAAGUGUUGCUGGCCUGGGGCAUGCAGAGAGGAACCAGUGUGAUUCCAAAGAGCAUUCACGAGCAACACAUCCAGGAGAAUCUCGAGGCGUUGCAUAUAAAGCUUACCGAAAAUGACAUGAAGGCUAUCGCUACCCAAGACAAGAAGACGAGGAUGAACGACCCUGGAAAAAGCUGGGGUGUAAAGCUGUUUGCAGAUUUGGACGAUCCGACGGAUCUAGAUGGGGAUGGAAAGAGCGAGGAGCUAUAA
Molecule: messenger RNA, 1020 nt
Organism: Daldinia vernicosa
Lineage: Eukaryota; Fungi; Ascomycota; Sordariomycetes; Xylariales; Hypoxylaceae
Product: putative dihydrodiol dehydrogenase
Exons: 3
Coding region: 1-1020 (339 amino acids)
Cellular component (GO): cytosol
Molecular function (GO): aldose reductase (NADPH) activity
Source: RefSeq, a predicted model, not a curated record